AUGAGAAGGGUCGGUGGGCGGGGCGAAGAGCGAGGAGGGAGGAGGCGGCGGGGGGCAGCCGCCGCCGCCGCCAUCUUGUCGCGGAGGAGCCGAGCGGAGCGGGCGGGACCCGGCGGCGGGGCCUGGACAGCAUCAUUGAUGUCCAGCUCCCCGCUGUCGAAGAAGCGCCGCAUCUCUGGGUCUGAGCCACCGACGGGCUCCAGCCGUGCCCCUGUCCCCAGCGUGUCCCCCAGCGCCACCCCCACCAACGGCAUGGCGAAGAACGGGGGCGAAGCUGAGAUCGAUGAGGGGCUCUACUCCCGCCAGCUGUACGUGCUGGGCCACGAGGCCAUGAAGCGGAUGCAAACGUCCAACGUCCUGGUCUCGGGGCUCAGGGGCCUCGGGGUGGAAGUGGCCAAAAACCUGGUGCUGGGGGGGGUCAAAUCCGUCACCCUCCACGACCCCCACCCCGCUGCAUGGGCUGACCUGGCCUCCCAGUUCUACCUGCGGGAGGAGGACGUGGGGCAGAACCGGGCGGAGGCGACGCUGCCCCGUUUGGCGGAGCUCAACUCCUACGUGGCCGUGAGCAGCACCCAGGAGCCCCUCAGCCAGGAGCUGCUCGCACCCUUCCAGGUGGUGGUUUUGACCAACUCGGCGCUGGAGGAGCAGCUCUGGGUCGGGGACUUCUGCCACAGCCACGGCAUCAAGCUGGUGGUGGCCGAUACCCGCGGGCUCUUUGGCCAGCUCUUCUGUGACUUUGGGGACGACAUGGUGGUGACAGACACCAACGGGGAGCAGCCCCUCAGCGCCAUGGUUUCCAUGGUGACUAAGGGCUGCCCGGGGGAGGUGACGUGUCUGGAUGAGGCUCGACACGGCUUCGAGACGGGCGACUUCGUCACCUUCACCGAGGUGGAGGGGAUGGAGCAGCUCAACUCCUGCGGGCCCGUCGAGAUCCGCGUCCUCGGACCCUACACCUUCAGCAUCGGGGACACGAGUGACUUCGGGGACUACGUGAGGGGGGGGAUCGUCACCCAGGUCAAGAUGCCCAAACACAUCCGCUUCAAGCGGCUGCGGGAGUCGCUGGUGGAGCCGGAGCUGAUGGUCACGGACUUCGCCAAGGCCGAGAGGCCGCUGGUCCUGCACUGGGGCUGGCAGGGCCUGCACCGCUUCAUGGCCCAGCGCCGGCACGCGCCGCGGCCCCGCCACCAGGUCAGCGCCGGCGCGCGGGGGGGGACCUGGCGGGUCACUGGGGCCUGGUGGGACCUUGAAGAUGUCGUUGGGAUGUGGUGGGAUGUUGGAGGUGGUGGGACAUGGGAUGUCUUGGCCAUAAAGAGUUUUUAGGACAGAGUGAAGGAAUAGAGACGUUGCGACACAGUGAGUCAUGGUGC
This is a messenger RNA of Strigops habroptila (Kakapo), 1367 nucleotides long. It is a transcript of the gene UBA1, whose product is annotated as ubiquitin like modifier activating enzyme 1. Gene Ontology annotation, molecular function: SUMO activating enzyme activity. NCBI's taxonomy places the organism in Eukaryota, Metazoa, Chordata, Aves, Psittaciformes, Psittacidae. The transcript is spliced from 10 exons. The record is from RefSeq and is a predicted model, not a curated record. Gene Ontology annotation, cellular component: SUMO activating enzyme complex; cytoplasm. Gene Ontology annotation, biological process: protein sumoylation. Bases 1 to 1320 code for a protein of 439 amino acids.